Messenger RNA from Prinia subflava (tawny-flanked prinia), 6480 nucleotides. It is a transcript of the gene RAP1GAP2, whose product is annotated as RAP1 GTPase activating protein 2. Gene Ontology annotation, molecular function: GTPase activator activity. The record is from RefSeq and is a predicted model, not a curated record. Gene Ontology annotation, biological process: activation of GTPase activity; regulation of small GTPase mediated signal transduction. Bases 482 to 2701 code for a protein of 739 amino acids. Gene Ontology annotation, cellular component: plasma membrane; cytoplasm. The transcript has 24 exons. Lineage: Eukaryota; Metazoa; Chordata; Aves; Passeriformes; Cisticolidae.
UGGCAGGGCCAGGCUGGGACCAGCUGAGGGGUCCUGCGGGGCUUUGCUGCAGUGAGGAACCCGUCUGUGGGGCAGGAGCGAGUCCUCCCUCUGUGGGGGUUGAAGGGGCUGUGCUGGCACUCGGCCCCUUAAGGAGCCCGGGCUGUGGCUGCCGGGAAAGCCUCCGUGCCGGGGUGAUCCGGGGCUGUGCCGCGGACGGUCGGGUCCCCGGGCCCGUGACGUGCUCAGAGCCCCGCCCGCCCGCAGAGCCGGCCCGGGGGUGUCCGGGGGUCUGCGGACACACCCGCGUCCCCCGGCCCGAGGGGCAGGGGCAGAGCUGCCGCCAUCCCGCAGCCGCUCCCGCGGGGCUCCGGUACCGGCCCCGCGCUCGUUACCGGCGGCGCGGGGCGCGCGCGGGGCGGCGCGGGGCGGGGGCGGUCGCGGCCGUGGACGCGCCGCCGCCCCCGCCGGUGCCGGAGCUCGGUCGGCGGCGGCAGCCGCGAUGUCCCGGGCGGGCGGCAGGACGCGGUCCCGGCGCGCGGGGGUGCGGGCGGCCGUGGUGCUGAUCGGGCUCCUGCACCGCUCCCGGCAGAGCAGCGAGAGAAGGAAACAGGAGCUGCUGAACAGCACGGAUGUGACGGCCCCGGAGCGGCCCCUGUCACCCCCCCUGACGGCCCCACCGACCAUGAAGUCAGCAGAAUUCUUCGAAAUGCUGGAAAAAAUGCAGGCACCAAAACUGGAAGAACAGAGGUCGGGAAGCCAAAAACACAAGGAAGACUACAUCCCAUACCCCAGCAUCGAUGAGAUCCUAGAGAAGGGUAGCCCAUACCCACUGAUCAUCCUGCCCCAGUUUGGGGGAUACUGGAUAGAAGACCCAGAAAACCUUGGCACGCCCACCUCAUCUGACAGCAGCAUCUGCGAGGAGGAGGAGGAAAACCUCAGCCCCAGCACCUAUGGCUACAAGCUGGAGUGCAAGGGAGAGGCCAGAGCCUACCGCAAACAUUUCCUGGGGAAGGAUCAUUUAAAUUUCUACUGUACAGCCAGCAGCCUUGGAAAUCUGAUCCUUUCUGUUAAAUGUGAGGAGACAGAUGGCACAGAAUAUUUAAGGGUUAUACUCAGGUCCAAAGUGAAGACAUUGCAUGAAAGGAUUCCGUUGGCAGGAUUCAGCAAACUUCCGAGUAUCCCCCAGAUUGCAAAGGCCUUCUGUGACGAUGCCUCUGGGCUGAAGUUCAACCCGGUUCUCUACCCCAAGGCAUCCCAGAUGAUAGUGUCUUAUGAUGAACAUGAGGUCAACAACACGUUCAAGUUCGGUGUGAUCUAUCAGAAGUUCAGGCAGACCCAAGAGGAGGAGCUGUUUGGCAAUAAUGAAGAGAGCACUGCCUUCAAGAACUUCCUAAGUUUUCUGGGAGACACCAUAACUCUCCAGGACUUCAAAGGUUUUCGAGGAGGCCUGGAUGUCAGCCACGGGCAGACGGGAGCAGAGUCUGUGUACACGGUGUUCAGGGACAGGGAGAUAAUGUUUCAUGUCUCUACAAAGCUGCCUUUUACCGAAGGAGACACACAACAACUCCAGAGGAAGAGGCACAUUGGCAAUGACAUCGUGGCAAUUAUCUUCCAAGAGGAGAACACGCCGUUUGUCCCAGACAUGAUUGCCUCCAACUUCCUGCACGCCUACAUUGUGGUGCAGGUGGAAAACCCUGAGGCAGAUAACACAACAUACAAGGUAUCAGUCACAGCCCGGGAAGACGUUCCCUCCUUUGGCCCGCCCCUGCCAAGCCCACCGGUGUUCCAGAAGAGCCCCGAGUUCCGGGAGUUCCUGCUGACCAAGCUCAUCAAUGCUGAGAACGCCUGCUGCAAGUCUGACAAGUUUGCAAAGCUGGAGGACCGGACACGGGCUGCCCUGUUGGACAACCUUCACGAUGAGCUCCACGGGCACACACAGACCAUGCUGGGGCUGGGGCCCGAGGAGGACAGGCUGGAGAAUGGGGGUCAUGGAGGCUUUCUGGAGUCUUUCAAGAGAGCCAUCCGGGUGCGCAGCCACUCCAUGGAGACGAUGGUGGGCAGCCAGAAGAAGCACCACGGCGGUGGCAUCCCAGGCAGCCUCAGUGGGGGCAUUGCACACAACAGCGGCGAGGUGACCAAGACCACCUUCUCGCCCCCUGUCCCAGCUGCUGCUGCCAAGAACCAGUCCAGGAGCCCCAUCAAGCGCCGGUCAGGGCUGUUCCCUCGCCUGCACACAACAUCGGAGAGCCAGGCAGAGAGCAGGACAAGGUGUGACAGUGUUUCUGGAGCCCAGAAGACACCAGAUUUGGGACAUUCUUCCCAAGAGAUGAAAUCUGAAACCUCAUCCAACCCCAGCUCCCCUGAAAUAUGCCCCAACAAAGACAGGCCUUUUAUCAAACUGAAAGAGAACGGGCGGUCGAACAUCUCCCGUUCCUCCUCCAGCACCAGCAGCUUCAGCAGCACGGCGGGGGAGAGCGAGACCCUGGAGGAGUACGACAGCGUGGGAAGCCAGCCCUCCACCGCGUCACCCUUCAAGCAGGACGUGUUUGUGUACAGCGCCUCACCCGGCAGUGAGAGCCCCGGCGCGGGGGCCACGGCCACCCCUGUCAUCAUGAGCAGGAGCCCCACAGCAGAUCUAAAGAACAGAAACUCUCCACGGUCCAACCUGAAGUUUCGCUUUGACAAGCUCAGCCACGGCAGCUCCAGCAUGAGUCACUAGCAGGAGGAAGUAAUGACGUGUCACAGAAUGUUCCAACAAAGGAAAAAUCUUCAACACCCCAUGGGACCACGCACGCCCCAGCCAUGGGCAGCGGGGGGCCCUCCCCUGCUGGCUGCCCACUACCACAGAAAAGAGCUCCCACCUUGCUACAGUCCUGUCCUGACAGGGACCAGCCACCUUCUCACCUGGUGUCCCCUGUCCAGCACACGCCCUGCGCCCCCUGCUCUGUGUGCAGGAGGGGACUGCGCUGUGGCCAGGCCAUGUCCCCUUCUGGUGCUCUGCUGGGUCAUCCUGUGCUUGCCCACAUGUGCUGCAGCUGGUGGGCAUCGUCCAUUCCCCCUGUUCCUGGGUUGCCUGGCAGCUCCUUUUGGGCAGAGGGGCAGCAGGAGAGACCCCUGCAUAGUUUAGGUCACUCCAUGCUUUAUUUGCAGCUAUCAGUGGGGAAACAGGAGUUUAUGUUUGUUUUUUGAAGGGUGGGAUGUCAGGCCAAAGUUUGGUGUUAGUGGCUCUGGGGGGGUCCUGGGCAGCUCUCUCAGAGUGGGAUCUGCAGUGUCUCUCCAGCCAUCCCUCAGCUCCUACCUACACCCCAAAACUCUUGGGGCAGAGGCAGCCCCUCACUCCAAACUUACUCAGUUUCUUGCACAAGAGGGAGGUGAGUGACUUGGCCCAGGGAGUGGAGCUGGGGACUGCAGCCAGCUCAUCCUCCUUGGCAGGUUUGUCCCUGCGUGACACUGAGCACAGGCCUGGGAAAGGUGACCCAAAGCUGAAGCCGUGGUGUAUCACAGCUUUAGCUUUUCUAAGUACUAGAACUGGAACCAGAGGGGAUUUACCUGGUGGGCUCUGCUUUGCCCUGUGGCUUGGAUCACCAAGCAAGCAAAUGCAUAAAACUCCAGUGAUUUGUGAGGCAUUAGCCUGCUCCAGCCCUUGCAGAGUCUGUCCUGCUGCUUUUGAGCAAGUUCUUGCUAUUCUGAAAGGAUUAUAGAUUCUGCAAGGUAACUUUCCCAUAAUACCUUUUCCCAGAAAAUACCUCUCUCAAAAUGCCAAGAAAUCCUUUUGCUCCUUUUUGGAACUUCAUGUGAAGUUUCCUUAAGCCUGUCCAUAAAUUUCACAUUGCUCAUAGAUUUCCCUUACCCAUUUAUUGGAAGACAGGCCAUGAUGCUGCAGAGAUAUUCCCCCCUGUGCCCUCAGCCUGUGACUUUUGGAAACCCUCAUGAAAUCAGGUUCUCAGUCUCAAGUGAACACAGUUCUCUGAGUUUGUGAUUCCUACUGAAAACAAGAGUUCGGGUGCCCAAGUCACCUUCACCCAGGGGGUGCUCCAAGAGGUACAAAGUACCUGACAGCCAGUUUCAGGAGGUGGGUGCAGAACUGUGCUCCUGGAGCAGCCCUGGGCAGCUGCCGUGGCUGUGGCUGCUCCUGCUCCCCUCUCUCUGGGGCAAGUGCUUAUAGGAUUCUACCCUCACCUCCCCUCCUCCCUGUCAUCUCCCGGGGCCAGAGACAAGCCAAGCCUUGCAGAACCUGCUCUGCUCACCGUGGUCCCGCAGGGAGGUGCUCUCUAUGAUCCGGUUCACAUAGGUGCUCUGCUCAUGCUGUAAUUAAUCCAUGUGGGAAGGCUGUAGCUAUGAUGGGAGGGGGACCAGGUUAAAGGAGAGCAGUUGUGAAGAGGCAGGGAACAGUUUCACUGGCCCUAGGUGCUGUGUAGGACUAGUAAAUAUCAGUAACUCCCACGGGGACGCUCCCUCCUGCUCCCAGCCAGUUGCAAUUCAAUAGAGUUUAAGCCUUGAUUUUCCUAUGGAAGAGGAGCAUGCAGUGUGCUCAGCCCAGCCUGUAGCGGUGUCUCAGGAUCACACACUUUGCUGUUGAGCACUUGUCUGAUGAUGCUUCAGUAGCACUUUCAAAACUACCCCCAAUUCCCCUCUUAGAAGCUUUGGUCUGAUUUCCUGAGGCUGCACAGUGAAACACUGACUGGUGCAAUGACUUGCUCCCAGGGUCUGCUCUGGGUUUGUUUUUUUGUCUGAGAAGCCACUUGGUUCUGUAGAUGUUGUUAUUCCUAUGGGUGUUGAUCUCUGUGAGAUCUUUCAGCAGACAAUGCAGUGGCUACUGUCAGCUGGUUUGCCAUUUUUGGUUGUUUUGUUGCUUUUUUCUCAUUUUUUCACUUGAAACUGUGGCUUUCCUUUUUGACCUAGAUUGAUUUGGGAAUUAUUCAGAUGGGGCUAACAGGCAGAACUGUGUGAAGCCUCAGGGGCAGUUGCAGUGUUCUGGACUUGUCUCUCCUGCGCCGGCCCUCCGGAGCAGCAGUGGGGCCGGGGGCUGGGGUCUGGCACGAGGUUUGCCAGCAGCUCCUGCCAGACAUUUCCAGCAGCACUCCUAAAACCUGCUGUAGGUCCUUAGCAGCAGCUGGGUUUGGAUGCUGCGGUCCCGGCCAGGCUCCUGCUGCCCGCAGCUGCCUGCGCUGGCCUGCCCCUCCCAUCCCGGAGUGUCCUGGAUUGUCCUGGGCGGUUCUGGGGCUGAGCAGUGUUUGUGUUGCAUCCCGGGGACUUCUGCACUUCCAGCAAGUGGGUGAAGGUGUUCCUGUAUAUAUUUUGCAAAAUGUUUUGUGCUUAUAAGUGACACAUAUCUAUACAUGAAAAAAAGGGAGAUAUAAAUAUAUAUAUGUAUAAUAUAUAUAUAUUUAUAUAUAUAAAGGAAAGGAUCCUUAACUGACACUAGAAUUACUGGGCAGUGCAUUUUCCUUUCUGAUUCCACUCUUUCCUUGCACACAACGUCUGCCCUCCUCAGAAGUGACAUUGCAGAGGGAGCAGAGGGGGCUCAGAAAUGCCUUAGGGGGGUGAUGGGGAAACCCCCUCUGUGUCAAGAGUCUCUGUUGCUGGGGGCUGCUUCCCUUCUUGCCGGGUUUUCGGUCCCCGCUUGCUCCUGCUGCAGCCCCUUGGCUCGGACCAGCCCCUGGGCUGGGUGCCAGGCCGUGGCAGCUCGGGUGCAGCUCCACAUCUGGUGCCGCUGGCUCCGAGUGCUUGUGCAGAGCGGGCUGGGACCCCUUCCCCUCCACCAGCAUCGCCUCCAUCAGGGGCUGGUGUGCAGCUGCCACGGGCUGGCAGAGAGCUGCUGCUCUGGCGGGGCUUCCCUUCAGGAAAGCACUUGGCACGAACUUGCAUCGUCUUGAAACCCCACAGAGCCAAAGCACAACACGGAAGUGCUUUUUUUUUUUUUUUUUUUUUGAGGGAAGCAGGAGACCCUAAGCACAAACUCAGUUUCUUUCCAGAGUUUUGAGGGUCUUCAAUAAUGGCAGGUAAGGGGCCAAGAGAUGUUUUUGCCACAAAGGGGCUGUGCCUGGGCUGUGACCUCUCGGCUGCGGGAGGUGCUCGGUGCCCGUACCGCCCCCAAAGCCAGGGCAGAGCCCGGCACCUCUGCAGGUCCCACCUGCGCUCCCGCUGCUCCGCCGCCGCUGCAGCCUCUGCCCCCCGCAUGCUCUCAUCGCCUUCAAUGAAUGUAGCACUGCGUAUGUCCUGCCAGGGGAAAUGCUGGAUUUAUAUCACAGAAUGUGAAGAGAGUUUAAGAGUGAAAAUAAAUAUUGAAGAAAUGUAUCUGACAAAGUUUAUUUUUGAUGUAGAGAGGCAGUGCUUUGUAGUUUCUGGUGACCUAUGUCUGUUGUAAAUAAUGUAUAUUUAAUUUAUUGCUAUGGUAGCAGAUUGUUAUGUAUAAAACUAAAAGUUCACAAAUGUAUAUUUUGUUGCUUAAAUGUGUCUUUGCAAAAUUCACAAUAAAUAACAUAUUUUGUGUCCAUA